AUCCAUCUCUGUCAAUGGGGAGUUCGUAGGGUUCAGUUACAGUUCAGUUAAAUCGGCACCUCGCCUGUGCUGCGAUGGGCUGGUGUCCCGCCCAGCGUGUACUUUGCCUUUUCCUCCCCCCCCUUCCUUGCCGGGCUAAACUUGGGCUCACCGCGUUUCUCCGAGCACAAAGCGGUCGGAGAAAACAGACGGUCUAGCAAGUUCCCUUCCUAAGAGGCUGGACAGCAAAUCGGGAUUGAAGAGCAGUCGAUCCGAUCCGUAACUCCGCGCUCGGCCGGCUGCCCUGGCUGUGUAGUGCCUGCAGCGCUCGGACUGUGACAGUGUUGUUACCAGCCCGGAUAAGUAAAUCCGUCCGAACUUUUGGUAUUGGAAAAGCCCGAAAAGCAAGCCGCCAUGCUGCCGGAUAAGGACGGGACCCGCGGGGAGCUGGGGUGCGGGAGUGGGGCGACCUGCCGGGGCCACUCCGAGGACACCGCUGUCUCUCUCUUCCGGGAGUACCUGCGCAUCAGGACCGUCCACCCGGAGCCGGAUUACGACGCGGCUCUGAAGUUCCUAGAUCGGGUUGCUGGGGAGCUGGAGCUGCCAAUGAGGACAGUGGAGGUGUGUCCUAACCGGAUUGUGGCCAUCGUCACGUGGGAGGGCACCGACCCCAGGCUCAGAUCCGUGCUGCUGAACUCCCACACGGACGUGGUGCCCGUCUUCCAGGAGCAGUGGAAAUACGACGCAUUCGCCGCCGUCAAGGACAAGGAAGGGAACAUCUUUGCCAGGGGGGCUCAGGACAUGAAGUGCGUCACCAUCCAGUACAUCGAAGCGAUCCGAAGGCUGAAAUCGGAAGGGAGGAGACUUGCUCGCACUGUGCACUUGAUGUUUGUUCCAGACGAAGAGGUCGGGGGGCACAAGGGAAUGGAGGCGUUCGUGAAUCACCCAGAGUUCCGUGCUCUGAACGUUGGCUUUGCGCUGGAUGAAGGUCUGGCUAAUCCCGAGGAAACGUUCACCGUGUUUUAUGGCGAGAGAAACCCGUGGUGGAUCACCAUAAAGUGCACAGGGAGCCCAGGACACGGCUCCAGAUUUGUGGAGAACACGGCUGCUGAGAAGCUGCGCAAAAUCAUCAACUCAUUCCUGGACUUCAGGGAGCGAGAGAAAAAUCGGCUGAACACCAGCGAGUGCCUCACGCUGGGGGACGUCACCACCGUCAACAUGACCAAGCUGCAGGGGGGCGUGGCCUACAACGUCAUUCCCGCAGAAAUGGACGUCAGCUUCGACAUCCGGAUCCCACCCACGGCCGACCUCCAGGAAUUUGAGGAGCAGAUCAAGGAGUGGUGCCGGGUGGCGGGAGAUGGCAUCACGUACCAGUUUGCCCAGAAACACAUGCAGCAGGACGUGACAUCGACGGCAGAGAGCGACCCCUGGUGGAAAGCCUUCACUGCGGCCUGCGGCGCCAUGUGAGUGUGGUCUUCUGAAAGCCCGUGGCGGGGCUGUCGGACAGAGCUCUCCCACGCAGCCCUGGGCUGGUGGAUCUCACGGACGUGGCUCGGCAGAGGCCAGACCCUGAUAAUAAACGAAAAAGAGCAAUUGAAUGCAGUUAAAUCCAGCAUGGUGUUUGCAGG
Molecule: messenger RNA, 1607 nt
Organism: Lepisosteus oculatus (spotted gar)
Lineage: Eukaryota; Metazoa; Chordata; Actinopteri; Semionotiformes; Lepisosteidae
Source: RefSeq, a predicted model, not a curated record